Molecule: messenger RNA, 553 nt
Organism: Sander lucioperca (pikeperch)
Lineage: Eukaryota; Metazoa; Chordata; Actinopteri; Perciformes; Percidae
Product: integrin beta-4-like
Exons: 4
Coding region: 1-540 (179 amino acids)
Biological process (GO): cell adhesion mediated by integrin; cell-matrix adhesion; integrin-mediated signaling pathway
Cellular component (GO): cell surface; focal adhesion; integrin complex
Molecular function (GO): integrin binding
Source: RefSeq, a predicted model, not a curated record
AUGAUAGAAAAGGAGGAAGCAAUUGACAUUACUCUUCAGCAGUCUCAAGUGUCUCCACAGCAGGUGAGCUUUCUGCCAGGAGAGGAGAAGCUGGUGGAUGUGCAAGUGUUUGCUCCAACCAAAGGCCCUCUUGACCUCUAUAUUCUUAUGGACUUCUCCAAUUCCAUGGCUGAUGAUUUACACAACUUGAAGAGCAUGGGCAAAGAGCUGGCUUCAUUGGUUAAGCAGCUGUCAGAUGACUACACCAUUGGGUUUGGAAAGUUUGUGGACAAAGUGAUUGAGCCCCAGACGGACAUGAGACCCACCAAACUUGAGCAGCCGUGGCCCAACAGCAACCCUCUGUUCUCUUUCAAAAACGUCAUCAAACUGACCAACGACUUGGAUGCCUUAAACAGGGACCUCCAGAAGGAGAGAAUAUCUGGCAACCUGGAUGCUCCUCAAGGAGGUUUUGAUGCCAUAUUGCAGGCUGCAGUUUGUGGGGUUAGUAAGCUCUGCGUACAUUUGGGUGGCAAAAAUAGACUUGUGACCAGACACUUGUGAGUUUAAAUCCCAG